AAUCAAUCACAAACACAAAGCCAAGCUAUUUUUCACUUUUCUUUCUCUUGGAGUUGGAGGGGCCUUGGAAUCUUAUGCUCUCUCUCUCUCUCUGUGCAAAGUUCAUGGCAAUUUCUGACAACCUCCCCACCCAGUAGUUUUUAUUUCCCAUGCCACUACAAAACACCUACAUCUCGUAGCAGAUACCAUAUUGGAGCUCGUAUACUGUUAGAUGCUGCUCCACAGUUAACCACCCAAUAGAAACAAUCCUCCCUUUUCUACUAUUUUUUCCCCGCCCCCCUCUCUCACUCUUUCUUCUAUAUAUGCAUUGCAUUCAUCAGUUGUGUUAGAUCAGGAGCUAUUUAAGUAAAGCUACUACUAUAGUCCUCUGAUUCUUUGCAGUUAAAUGGGAAAGAAGGGAGGGAGUUCAUGGCUGACGGCGAUGAAGAGGGCCUUUAGGUCUCCAAGUAAAGACUCUGAGAAGAAGAGCUCCAGGAGGAAAGUUGAGCACCAGCAAGAAGAGGAGGAAGAGAAGAGGACUGAAAGGAGGAGAUGGCUGUUCAGGAAACAUAAUCAGCUAAGUGAAGCAAAGGAGACGACGGACUGCAUGGCGCCCAAGACUCCUGUGUUGCCUGCUGAGCAGAGACACGCCAUUGCCGUGGCAGCAGCCACCGGCUGCCGUUGCAACUGCUAAAGCUGCGGUGGAGAUAAUUCGGUUGUCGGCGCAGCCUUCCUCUAAUGCUACUUCAUUUAAACAGCACUCUGCUGCCAGAGUCAUUCAAACAGCUUUUAGAGGCUAUCUUGCAAGGAGAGCUCUGGUUGCGCUCAAGGGGAUUGUGAAACUUCAGGCUCUAAUCAGAGGGCAGAAUGUUCGGAAGCAAGCAAACAUGACCAUGAAAUGCAUGCAGGCGCUGCUCCGAGUGCAGGCGCGGGUUCGGGAUCAACGCGCCCGCCUCUCCCACGACGGCGGAAGAAGGUCAAUGUUUGCAGAAACCAACAACUUAUGGGAGUCAAAGUACCUGAAAGACAUCAGAGAGAGGAAGUCCAGAUCUAGAGAAGGAAGCUGUGUAACUGAUGAUUGGAGGGACUGCCCACGAACACUUGAAGAGCUUGAAGCAAUCUUGAAGGCCAGAAAUGAAGCUGCAUUGACACAUGAAAAGUCCCUGGCUUUUGCUUUCUCUCAACAGAACAAAAUCCUGGAUUCUGACAGGAUCCCGUAUGAUGGAGAAGAAAAUGAGGUAGAAAACAGAGCAAAUUGGCUUGAUAGGUGGAUGGCAACAAAGCAGUGGGAGAACAGCAGCAGGGCUUCAACCGAUUACAGAAGAGAUUCCAUAAAGACUGUUGAGGUUGACUCACUAAGAACAUCCUCAUACUCAGCAACAAAUGGUCGAAAAUCACGCUGCCAAAGUCCCAUCCACAGACAAGCCGCCGCAUCUCCUCACCACAGAUCAUUCCACAACGCUGCCCCAAUUCAAUCUCCGGCGACCCCAUCCCUCAUAUCUAAAACAAGACCUGCCCAAGUCCGGCCAGCCAGCCCCCGAUGCCUCAAGGAAGAAAAAAGCUAUUCAACUGCGAACACUCCGUCUCUGCGCUCCACACAGCGCUUCAACAGCAGCGUUUCCCGCAACAGCACGAGCGUCAACGAGGGACCCGGAAACGCUUCAAUUCCCAAUUACAUGGCCGCUACUGAGUCCGCAAAAGCGAGGAUCCGAUCGCAGAGUGCUCCACGACAGAGGCCCUCCACACCCGAGAGAGACCGCGGCGGCUCCGCCAGAAAACGCCUGUCUUACCCCAUACCCGAACCGUACUGCGUGAACUUCGGAUUCGGGUGCAACGGGUUCGGCCAGAAUAAUCUGAGAAGCCCCAGCUUCAAGAGCGUUCAGGCGGGGUACGUGGGGAUGGAGGAGCAGUCGAAUUACUCGUGCUAUACAGAGAGCAUCGGCGGAGAAAUUUCGCCGUGCUCGACGACGGAUUUGAGGAGGUGGUUACGGUGAAGCUGACAGGAACAAUGACUGCAGUGAUUGAGAGUCGAAUGCUGAUUGUGUACUGUUUCUUGAAAUUUGAUUGAAGCAUUGGUGGUGGGUGAGAAUUAAUUGGUGGGAAGAAAGAACAAUAACUGUUCAUUUCAUAACUCUAAUUUGUGCUUUUCUGUAAGCUGAAAAAUACAAGUGCUGCAUAUUUUGUUUUUCCUUCUUUUACUGCCUAAUAAUUUUUUAA
This is a messenger RNA of Sesamum indicum (sesame), 2196 nucleotides long. RefSeq names its product protein IQ-DOMAIN 17. The record is from RefSeq and is a predicted model, not a curated record. Lineage: Eukaryota; Viridiplantae; Streptophyta; Magnoliopsida; Lamiales; Pedaliaceae. Gene Ontology annotation, molecular function: protein binding.